UAAUGUAAAAUGAAAAUAAUAACCUCACAGUCGGCCACUUUUGUUGGUCAACAUGAACCGCUUCCUUAGCCUGGUGCCUCGAGAAAUGUUUUCUUCUACACUGAGAAAAUAAAAUAAUAUUGUCCAAACAAGAAUUUCUUGGUUCAAGAAAUCCGUUCAAAAUAUUUCUUUUAUUAUCAUUAAUUAUCAAUUUCUCGAGAAAAGAGCAUCAAGUUUAUUUUUGUUAUAUAUGAAUUUGAUUUAUUACUAGUAAACAAAAUAAAAAUUAUUUCCAUCAAUUCUACGAAUUCUUGAGACAAAAUUACAUAUUCUCGAAAAUUAUCAAGAAUAUAUGUUCUUGUAUCAAGUAAAUAUUCUUAACAAAAGUAUUUUUGUUUCUCAGCGUAAAAUUUUUCUCGACUAAAAUGAGUGCUGACUUCUUAAAUAACUUUAUCUUAUCAAUUUCACCAAAUUUAAAAUUUUGCAUCCAUGAAAUAUUGUAAAUUAAAAAAAAAUGCACUUAGUUUUAGUUCAUUUUUAGUUUUUAAAUUAGUUACGAUUUUAGCAAUUAAAUUUGGUUAUAAUAAGGCGAGUGAAAGGUAAAAGCAUCAGAUAGUACACACGAUUAUUAUACCCCUACCAUCAGCCGAAAAGAGGACACUCAAUACGCUCUCAGCAGUCUGACUAGUUUUACUGAUGCAGACUUAGAUAUAUUUAUUUUAUACUAAACCUUAGUAGUUCUAUCGAAACUAUUUUUUAUAUUUUCGAUUAUCUCAUGGAAUGAUGUUCUUUACAAUUAUAUAUCAAACUGCGCAAUUACAGAUAAUAACAUAGUACAAACUGAGUAUGAUAAAUAGUCUAAAUGUUGUAAGAGUUCUGUUAUGUAAAAACUUUACCUUAAAAAUAUAAUAAUGUUCAAAUAAAGUUUUGUCGUUUUGGUCAUCCUUAGUAUCAUAAAUGUCACAAUGGCUUUCAAAAUAUAGACAAACGGUAUUUCUUAAAUAUAACACCUAUCAAAUAAGGUUAGCUUUUAUGAUUUUGCAAAGCAAACAACCAAGAAUCUGCAUGUUAAAAGAAACCAUCCGUAAAUAUAAAAUCAAUACUGUGCAUUCAUUUAUUAAAUGAAAGAAUUGCUAAUAAAUUUUUACUAAAAAAUCUAAACUUUAUCGUAACAAAAAUUCUCCUAUAAAAAUAUACACACAACAAAUGAGUAAAGGUGCAAAUGUUUAAAUUUAAAAAAUGCACGACAAAACUGGAGACUCACCUAGAAUUAAUUUUAUCAAAAAUAUUUUUUCAUCACGACGUCUUAAUUUACCAUCAACAACAGUCUUCACUGGAACAACAAUAAGAACAAAGUUAAAUAUUAAUAAUAGUAAAAAUACAAUAACUAAUGAAAUUGGUAGUUUAGGAUUAAUUCCACAAUCGCGUCCGCCAAAUUUACCCGCUAAAAAUUCUCAAGAAGAAUCAUUGCACCGUAAACAACAUGACGCUAUUCUGGAUGGAAUAAAAAAACGUGAAUUACGUGAACAAAAAGAUAAUAAUAAAAAACGUGCUCAACAGUUAGAAGAUGAAAAUAAACUAUCGUCAAAUUUACAGUACUGGUAUCAAAAAGUAAUACCAAAUUUCAUUCAACUCAAAUCGACCACCGAGGUACAUGAUUUAUGGUGGCAAGGAAUUCCAUCAGCUGUUCGAGGACGUAUUUGGUGCCUAGCCAUUGCUAAUAAUUUAAAUUUAACUGCCGAAAUAUUCGUAGAUUGCGUAAAAAAGUUUAACACCAGUAAUCACAUAGAAUCAGCAUCAAUCAAAUUAGAUAUCACGCGUACAUUUCCGUCAUUACAAAUUUUCCAAAAAGACGGACCACUAUUUGAAUCUCUUUACAAUUUGUUAGCCGCUUAUUGUAUUUUCAAACCAGAAAUUGGAACUGGAGAAACGAGGCAUGGAGUAAAAAAUAUUUCAUUUUUGAUUGCUUUACCAUUAUUCAAUGUAUGCAAAGGAGUUGUUGUAGAGGCAAUGCAUGCAGUUUAUCUUGGAGUAAUUCAACGACACACGCAAUUACUUCUUGGUAAAUUUAAAAAUACAAAACGACCAUAUUAUGCUGGAAGUACCACUAAUGUUAAAUUAAUUGAUGAAUGCCUGUUAUCUAUUACGCCUCUAUCUUGUAGAUCACGAACACCAAGGUCUAUAACAACUCAUCAAAAAUGGAAGGCAUCAGAGUGGAGAAAUUGGUUGGAUUAUGCUCCAGUAUGCUUGCAGAGUGUAUUACCUACAAAAUAUGUAAAUCAUCUGGCACUUUUGUCACAAGCAAUUCAUUAUUUGAAUAGUGAUUCUAUUACAUCGCAUAAUCUAAAUCGGUGUGAAAAGUUACUAAAAGAAUAUGUGAGACUUUUUGAAACAUAUUUUGGAGUUGAAAAUAUGACUUUUAAUAUGCACUCGCUCACACAUUUGGUACAAGUUGUACGGAAUUGGGGUCCAAUAUGGGUACAUGAAGCAUUUAUUUUUGAAUCAUGGAAUAAAAAAAUUAUGGACUACGUAACUAGUCCAUAUGCUAGAGCUGAGCAAAUCGCAACACGCUUUCUCACACAAAAAUUUUUAAUUUCUACUGUAUACGAUGAUACCGUAUCCUCGAAAACGAAACACUUCAUUGCUAAACAAAUAAAAAUACCUAUUGAAAGAAAAGAUAGUGAUAAAAAUAGAUUGAUUGGUUUAGGGAAAUGUACAGAUCGUUCACCGACUGACGAUGAACGUACUGCACUAAAUAGAGCUGGUUAUGAACCUACAUGUAUGAAAUGUUAUAAAAAAAUGAAAUUAAAUAGCGUAAAAUAUGAUUGUCAAACAAAAAAAAAAUUUUAAUUUUGUGAUUCUAUAAUUUAUGAUGGAAAUGGAAUAUUUGGAAUUAUAAUUACAAUUGCUCAAUUCGAUAAUGGUGAUGAAACAAUCGGUGGUAUUUUUAUUGAGACUAUGCAGCAUAACAGAUUUGCAUUUAACUCUCAGUUUAUUAAUCAAGUAACUCCAUCGAAUGAGUUAUUUUUUAUUAAAGAAUCUCCAUUUAUAAAACCUGCGAUUAAAGUAGCUACAAAAAAUAAUAUAUACAUUAUGAGACAAGCUAAUUGCUGGGAGACUGAUUGAUUUUCAAUAACGUACUAAUUAUUUACGAAAACAAGCAUUAAAAUCUACUUGUAAUCAGUUUCGCAAUAAUUAACUACUUGAAUCACAUAUAUUGUUUUUCACGAAGUUAUUUUACUGGCAGGUUCGAUCAAAUUACGAUUUUUCAAAUAAAAUAAUGCAUUCUAUGCCGUGACUUGAUAUACAUAUACAUUAGGGUGAUUCGUUUGAAACGACUAUUUUUUUUUCUGGUCCAUCGACGGACUAACGUUAUCAUAAUGCUAUUCGCCCAUAAAAUAAGUGUGAAAAAUUUCAUUAGGAUCCGGUAA
Microplitis demolitor is the source of this 3410-nucleotide messenger RNA. Its product is annotated as TBC1 domain family member 12-like. The coding region runs from base 1219 to 2829 and encodes 536 amino acids. NCBI's taxonomy places the organism in Eukaryota, Metazoa, Arthropoda, Insecta, Hymenoptera, Braconidae. The transcript has 3 exons. The record is from RefSeq and is a predicted model, not a curated record.